GAAAACACCUCUCGAAAACAAACUAAGGAGUAAUGUAAUUGAAAAAACGUGUUAAGAAAGCGACAGAAACGUGACAUCUAAGAAAUUCCAAAAAUUAUUUGCCAACUCUCCAUCCCUGUCUGUCCUCCGACAUCAUUGAGGUCACUUCUUAGUACAUAGGACUACCAUAAUACCACACAUCCUUUUACCCCUAGUUUUCCCUUUAAUUUUCUGUUCAAAAUAAAGUCUACACACCCUUUGAUACAAUUUUACAAACAAGUCUUAUAUAUAUAUAUAUAUAUAUAGACCCUAUUGAUCUUGAUUGGUCAUGGGUUGUUCAUCUUCAGUUGCAGAUAGGAAUCAAGGACGGGCUGCUGGACUUAAUCCUGAUAAUGGUGGAGCCAGUGACCCUAAAAAUCUUAAAGUGAAGCUUGUACUCUUGGGUGAUUCUGGUGUUGGUAAAAGUUGUAUUGUCCUGCGCUUUGUACGCGGUCAAUUUGAUCCGACAUCUAAGGUGACUGUAGGAGCUUCUUUUCUGUCUCAAACAAUAGCCUUACAGGACUCUACUACAGUGAAAUUUGAAAUAUGGGACACAGCAGGUCAAGAAAGGUAUGCAGCACUUGCACCAUUAUACUACCGAGGUGCUGCUGUUGCAGUUGUUGUGUAUGAUAUUACAAGUUCUGAGUCUUUUGCCAAAGCACAAUACUGGGUCAAGGAAUUGCAAAAACAUGGGAGCCCUGAUAUAGUCAUGGCUCUGGUUGGCAACAAAGCUGAUCUCGACGAAAAAAGAGAAAUAACGACACAAGAUGGAAGUGACUGUGCUGAAAAGAAUGGUAUGUUCUUUAUAGAAACAUCUGCUAAGACGGCUGAUAAUAUCAACCAGCUGUUUGAGGAAAUUGCCAAGAGAUUGCCACGCCCGUCUGCUGCUUGACUAUCGAUGCUGAUUGCUACAAAUGCUUGUAAUACUAUGUAUAUGAGUCGUUCUCGGUCUCUUCUUUUCUGCAUUCUUGUUAUGACUUCUGAUAAUGUAAUCGCGAUCCUCUUCCAUGAGGCAUCCUGCUAUAUACAACUCUGAGAAUUGAGGAGACUAAAAGCACACUUCAACUUGUGAAAGUUUGAAAUGUUUGAAUGAUUCAGUGAUAUGAAAUUUGGUUAUUUUUAUUGAUAAA
Messenger RNA from Lycium barbarum (goji berry), 1148 nucleotides. RefSeq names its product ras-related protein RABF1. Gene Ontology annotation, molecular function: GTPase activity; GTP binding. The transcript is spliced from 8 exons. The record is from RefSeq and is a predicted model, not a curated record. The coding region runs from base 308 to 910 and encodes 200 amino acids. Lineage: Eukaryota; Viridiplantae; Streptophyta; Magnoliopsida; Solanales; Solanaceae.